AAAACGAAGGCUAUUGUUUAUGUGCGAUCGCGAGAGCAAAAAAGCGUAAAUUUUUUAUAAUUUAAUUUUUAUUUACAUUUGCAUUUCACUUGACAAAUUGUUGGUCAACGUGUGAAUAUAUUUAAAAUGUAAGGAACAAUUAAUUUUGGUGAAGUCAAGAAACGACAUUUAGCAGCAACGAUUUGGAAGAGAUUUGUCGCCAUUUUGGUGUGUGCGUGUGUAAACUAAUAUGUGUAUCAAGGUAGGCACGAAAAAGUGGAAAUCGAGCCUAAAAAGAAAAACCAAUUUAAACAGAAUUGGGCGCUUUCUGUGGGUGUUAAAUAUAAAUAAUUUUAAAUUGCGAAAUUUUUCUAGUGUCAAGUGAACUGAUGAAACUAUUUUGAGUAGCUAAAUAUUAAUGAAUACCGAUUAGUGUAUGCAAGCGAGAAUGUAUAGCAGAACCGAUAGUGGGGACAAGUUGGCUCAGCAACAGUCGCAGCUGAAACAACAACAACAACAACAAUUAGUUUUCAGCAAUAAUGCAAUUGCAAAUAUAAAUAUAAGUGGAUUCAGUUCUUUCGACAGUGAUUCUUUAGCCGACUGCUCAGAAUUUGAUACAGAAUCGGUUACUAUGGAUUACUUUAAAGAAAGUUCACAACGCCCUUCACCAACAAAAAUGGCACCAACAACAACUAUAGAAACCAUCACAAUCACAAGACCUCUUAAGGUUAUUGCAUUUAUAUGCGGUGUUAUUGUUGUUAUACUCAUGAUUAUGGCAUUGGCUUCCACGGAUUGGUUAAUGGCUGCGGGUUGGCGACAGGGUCUCUUCGUGCAUUGUAUUGAGGAAGACGUUGAAUCACCGCUACCAUUUAAUUUACAUGAUCCGCCUGGCUGUUAUGCUAGUCGAGACGUCGCAUACAUUAAGGCCACAGCUGCUCUUUGCAUAAUAACAUUGAUCACAGACGUAAUUGCCACCAUACUCACUGGACUGGGUUUGAGAACGCAAAACCAUAAUGUAAAAUACAAAUUUUACAGAAUUGCUGUGCUAGUGAUGCUUUUAUCAUUACUGGCUGUAUUGUCUGCACUUAUAAUAUAUCCAGUAUGUUUUGCUGGAGAACUCAAUCUGGCGAAUCGGCCAAUUUGGGAAUUUGGUUGGGCCUACGGAGUUGGCUGGGGUGCAGCCAUCUUUCUAUUCGGUGCCGUUGUGCUCCUGCUUUGCGAUAAAGAGUCGGAAGAGAUCUAUUAUAAGGAGAGAAAAAUUGUACAUGAUAACCAAAUGCGCGCCUAGGCCAGGCCGCACGACCUGCCUGACGUCGUUCUUUAGAUAUUUAAAACAACACAGCAUCCAAUAAGAGAUGAAACAAAAGCAAAAACGAGAGCCAAACAAUUAUAUAACACACAAAGAAAUCAAAGAACUUAAAAACGAAAUGUGUAAAACUGUCUGUCAUCAUUGCCGAUAACCAAAAUACUAUAUUUAUAAUGUAAACAAAGUGAAAAGUAGAAAAACAACUUGAAAUGACGUCAACACCAAAAAUUCAAAUUAAUUACCAACACACAUACAUACAAACAAUAACCACAACACUCAUACAUUCAUAAAAGGAAAUUAUGGGAACCUGUUGAGCCAAAACAUGCAUACUUUUCACAUCUCAAACUCAACGCGAAAUAAGAAAGCAUUGAGCAGAAUUAAGCAACAGGAAGCCAGUCAAGGUUGCAUCAUAUAUAAAUAUGUUGCUUAUUUGUCCGUGUAAUGUAAAAAUACAUAUGUUCUAAAAUGAAAUAUACACUACUUCUCCAGCAUAUUGACAGUAAAGGUGAAAACCCAUAAUCCAAAAUACAUAAACAUACUCAAAUGCACACAUAUACACUUACACAUUCAUACAAUUGUCAUGUAUUUGGGUGAAAGCAUUUUAGAAAACAAUUUUAACAUACCUAUUACAAAAAGCAAAUAGUAUUCAUGUAUUCAUGGUGAUCGUAUUUAACCAUUUAGUAUUGUAUACGUAUAUACCUACAAACAUAUAUCUACAUAUAUUUACAUAUAUAUUCGACGUGCAUAAUCAUUAUACAAAUACACAAGUAUCCACACAAUUUUCAUUAUUUUCAUGUACAUAAGCACAUACUCAUAUAUCUACUAUAUAUAAUAUGUAGAUGUCCUUCCCUAUGUAACUUUGCUGACAAAAUCACUUAACCUAAAAGCCUAAACAUUUCCUCAACAAUUUUUUUUAUUUAUUGUUUCAACAACAA
Molecule: messenger RNA, 2220 nt
Organism: Bactrocera latifrons
Lineage: Eukaryota; Metazoa; Arthropoda; Insecta; Diptera; Tephritidae
Product: transmembrane protein 47
Exons: 7
Coding region: 416-1267 (283 amino acids)
Biological process (GO): cell-cell adhesion
Cellular component (GO): cell-cell junction; membrane
Source: RefSeq, a predicted model, not a curated record